AUGUUCACUCCUAAGAAUAUUGCUGGUCUCAAGGAACCAGGAACCAGGUCCGAGAAUAUUGUUAGUCUCAAGGAACCAGGUGUGUUCACACCUAAGAAUAUUGUUAGUCUCAAGGAACCAGGUGUGCCUCCUGUAAACCAUUCUUUCCAUAAGUUUAGCCAGCACACUUGUGAGGAUCUUUCCAUAAUUGCCAAAGUUGCUAGGGUCUUUGCCUUCUUUUAG
Messenger RNA from Rodentolepis nana, 222 nucleotides. The record is from the annotation of a GenBank genome assembly. Lineage: Eukaryota; Metazoa; Platyhelminthes; Cestoda; Cyclophyllidea; Hymenolepididae.